AAAACAUUUCAUAAAUGAAUCGAGCUCCUGAUCAUUGUGACAGUCGGCCACGAUAAGCAAUGUUGUAUUUAUUUAUUUAUUUGGAGAUUUCUCGAGAUGACUAACAAACUGAUCCGCCUGAUUUAGGAAAUUAUUUCAGUUCUUAAUGGCAGACCAGAUGAAAGUGGUAGGGGUAUUGUCCGCUUUCACCCGAGGAGUGUUUUCACUGUGACACCUAUGUCCAGAACAAGUUGAUGUCAACAUAACGCUUGCAGAACAUUUCGUUAUUCUUUUUAUACAGUUGGUUACCUAACGAGUUAACUAAAUGAGCAGUAAAAGCGACUCUCAGAAUGGUAACCGUCCCGAGCGGAACGUGGCUUACAUUUACAGUUCACAGUUUAUCCAAACUUGCGAUUCACUAUCAAAAGUCCCCAACAGGGCAAGUAUGGUGCACUCUCUAAUAGAAGCCUACGGAUUACUGAAACACAUGAGUGUGGUGAAGCCACGGUUAGCAACCAUGGAGGAUAUGGCGGUCUUUCACACAGAAGCGUACCUUGAGCACCUGCAGAAGAUCAGUGAGGACGGUGACAAUGAUGAUCCUCAGUCUGUUGACUUCGGUCUUGGUUACGACUGCCCGGUGGUGGAGGGUAUUUUUGACUACGCCGCGGCGGUCGGCGGGUCCACCUUGACGGCUGCCCAGUGCCUCCUCGACGGGAAGAGCAAAGUGGCAAUCAACUGGGCAGGGGGCUGGCACCACGCCAAGAAGUAA
Molecule: messenger RNA, 748 nt
Organism: Anguilla rostrata (American eel)
Lineage: Eukaryota; Metazoa; Chordata; Actinopteri; Anguilliformes; Anguillidae
Gene: hdac8
Product: histone deacetylase 8
Exons: 4
Coding region: 305-748 (147 amino acids)
Biological process (GO): negative regulation of transcription by RNA polymerase II
Cellular component (GO): nucleus
Molecular function (GO): histone deacetylase activity
Source: RefSeq, a predicted model, not a curated record